CCAGAUAACCACAUUGUGAGGCACGGUGAGCGAAUAUCAGAAAAUUCUAUUUCUUUGCUCCAUGAUAUCCAGGUCUUCAACAUCCGCGUUCGCUCUCGGCAAGAGAUAUCUGCAGAAUGCCAAAGGACGUGUCCAGUUUAUUUACCUGGACACCUAGCGUCAUGUACAAUCAUGUACAUGCCUGAACGGAGGUGAGCGCACCGGCUGAGCUGAGCACGGAGCGGACCAUAGCGCAGUAUGAUCGAGCAGCCGGUACCUACCGUCAACCUCCGCAAAGUGUAGUCUAGUUCUCCGAAUUUCUGCCAUGUAUCGUAGAGGGUGAACUGGCCUGGAGCGGCUCUCCAACGGACACUAGCGACAUGUCCAGAAGAAAUCCCAGCACCGGAAGCUCUCCCGUAGCUGCAACAGCUGAGAUAUCGGCCAUUGCUUCGACCCAUGUACAGCAGGUGGCAAACACUAUGCGGCAGAACAUCGGGGCUAAGCCCGGCAAAGUACAUGUACCCCCAUUCGGUCAUCUGACAGUGCUGGAAUACACGCACGCCAUGAAGGAAGAAAGCGACGAGAUGCAGUUCUACUACAAGCACAUGCUGCGCGAACUGACAGCAUGCUGCAGCAGACUGACGAGCAAGAGCAGUGAGGAACGGCUGCAGGAUCGGCACCAUCGCUCCGUCCUGGUAUGCAAGAUGACGGAGAUAGCCGGCAAGCAGGACGCUCACAACAUCGGCGUGCUGCGCAAGCGUGUUGCUAUGGCAAUGGCCGCUGAUGGACUCCCUCGAACGGACGAACACAUCACCAACAUGAUACGAUCCAUGUUGUACCCCGGCGAUAGCCGCCAUCCUUACCAAGCUCUUCUCCACACUAUCCACGACCCUGGCUUCGUCUCCCUGCAGGCCAAGGAUCUGGGCCUGCAGUAUCCGGAUCGGCAAAGGAACCAGCCGGACCGCGUCUGGGCGAUGGUGCUCCAGAAGCUGCCCGAGCCGUUCCGGACGAUAGAGCGUAUCGUCGAGGAGCUGGUGGAGCAGGCUGCACAGGUGGUGCACAUCAGACAGGAGCUGGGCCAUGCUAGAUGUACCGUGGAGCACCCUCCGCUGCCCUUCUCACUGCCCAGUCUAGUAGUCACUGAGAAGGAUCUACACAUGCCUGCCAGUACAGCUGAACAGCAGGGAGUAGAGCAGCUUCAGCCGGCUGGUGACCAUCAGACCACUGUCAAUGCUAUUCCCACUAUACGACCAACGCGGGACGACAGCAAGUUUAUCGGAAAGGGACCCAUGCCGUUCCGCGGCGAAACGGCUGACGCAGACGGCAAGGGCAAUCAUUCCUGGCUGGGCAGCAAGUUCUCGCCUUCGUUUGAUGGUUGCUUGUACAACGUAAACCCACAUGGACUCCGAGCAUCAUUCUUCGAUCUCAAUCAUCACCCGGAACCCCGGCGGCAAAGUGCAGACGAUGCAGUGUUCAAAACGAAUAAAGAAUUCCUCGAUCCAGAUAGCAAGUCGCACUCGACGGAAGAGGAUUUACAGGAGGCGGGAAACUCGUUUGGUAUCUACUACGACUUCAAGAAUACUAUUAGCGGCACCACAGACAUCACACAGAAAUGCAUACUGGAUUGCGCACCGUUUACAGUGGAAACCCUGCCCUGGGAUGUCAUGGCUGCGCACUAUAAGACAGUUUCUAGUUCGGCGGUCAAGUCAUGCGUUCAUAUCCUGUGCUUCAACAGCCGCUGCUUUGUGCCGAUUGGCAAGCUGGCUUUUGCGGAUAUCGCUGGUACAGUGUCGACAAUGCAUAUGUCUCCCUAUGCUGACUGCCUAGCUAUCAUUACAGAAGAGGACCCAUCGGUGAUUAGUAUAUUCUCGUGGAAUCUCAGCACGGUUAUCAAGGACCUCGAGCAGUUCCAGACGUCUAUAGCUACGGGGACAGGGCUUGUUACGGUGCCAAGGUUAUCCGCGAAGCUGGUUCGCCUGCGUCGUAUUGCAGCUCCGCUGACGCUGGUCGCUGGCCUCUGUCUGCCGCCCACCGACAAGUUUGUGUACCUCGAGGAGCUCUCCGGCGCUAACCAGACGAGCAGAAAUCCUAGCAAUACUGAGACACCGCUGCAGAGGAUCACCAGCAAGGUGCAGCUGGAGGCCUUGAUGCGGAAAACCAUACGCCAACUGGAGCGUGGCCAUGUACAGACCAGUGAAUUAGCCAGAGUGAUGAAAGAAGCCGAGAUCACAACGUUUGCGCCUAUCAUUGCCUUCACUAGUCGCUCGUUGGUGGAAUACGUUGGAAAGCAGUCGAAGAAACAGUCCAAAGGCCAGCCCGCUGAAGACCGCACACGAACCAACUCCCUAGUAGCUGUCUACAAGCACUGCAAUGAGCAAAUCUAUCACUACCAUCUACCGGAUAAACCACAGACAGUUGCUCUCAAUGGUUCUACAUCCUCACAGCUGGCACAAGUAUGCAGCUGCGACUUCAUAGAGAUCUUUCCAUCAGGUAUUGCCAAGGCUUGGCACAUUGCAACAUCGGAGUGGCUAGUGUGUGUAACGAAGGAUCAAACUAUUGGACUUAGGGACCUCAAGGAUGGAUUUACCCUAUUCUUCACAUCGAUGCCGCCAGAGAUCGGGAUAAUCAAGACAAUCACAGCGGUCGAGACUUCGCACAUAUCGCCACGGCAACAACACGAUGGUGAAACUGGUGAAGCGGGGACUGGCAAUGAAGCUGCCGUUGUAAAGUGCCGCUCUAGGACGGGAGUGUUGCUGGUGGGCAGUACAAAGGGACGCCUGGCCACGUUUAGGUUUACUGCACGCCAGGGCUCCUGCUUGGGCUUUGGAACUUUCAAUAUAGGAUCAGAUCCCUGGCCGCGUAUAGACAAGGGGACCAUUACCAGCAUAUUUCCAGCAGGGACGGCAUACCCAGAACUGGUGUUCUGUGUGUAUGAGAAUCACGUAGUUGGUGUACACAGUCUCCACACUGGUGAUCUGCUACAUCUGUUCUACGGUCUGGAUUACCAACACUUAGCUGCCUUACCGGCUAUGACCAGUUGCCAUGGCAGUCUGCUCAUGGUCAGAUGUCUGGAGGCACAUGCAAAGCACGGCUUCAAACUCUAUGACAGAAGAGAGCACGAAAGGUUUACCUUUGUCACCACCCUCAACCCAUCACCAUUCAGAGCAGCCAGUGACACCUUAGCCUACUCCACACAGAAUGGCUUCUGCCUGUAUAACAUGCGCUGGGUGAGGCAGCUGGAUGCAUACCGUAAGCACAGCAUUGCAGACAAGCGUAUUGGCCAUGCCUAUCAGCUAAACUCUAAACGUACUAGACAGGUUGCAGCAGCAGCUACAGAUGCAGUUCCGCUGAAGGGGAAAGUCCCUCGUAACAGCGAGCUCACUUGGAAACCCCUAGAAGAGUACUUUACCAGCAAUGUGUCUCGACUGCGCAAGCUUGUAGAAGAGCGGCGUGCGAAAGAGGAGAAGAAGGGCAAGAAGAAACCGGUCAAGAUCGGCGGAUAGCACCCGGCAGUGCUGGCUGGAAGUCACCACGUACUUGAAGUACUAUUCAAAGAACAGAACAUUAUCAUCUUGCGUGACUCAGUGCUUGUCCACUGGUCGUCUCCUUGUGCAGCUCAAGAAGAGAAAUGCUGUCCGAAUGACGCCAGACAUCUGCAGUCUGCUUUGCGUAUGCAUUUCAUGCAUGCACGGUCAAUAUGCAAUCUGUUUGCGUUCUCUGUAGGAUGUGAGUGUACCAGAUCUGUCAGAAUGAAUGGAUAUUAUAAUUAUACUACAGUGUAGUGAUUGCUAGUGAGUAUCUAGUACAUGUGUAUUGCUAAUGGUUCUGCUAUUGCCAGUCGAUAUCUAGCACAUACACUGCAUGCUAUCAUGUCAAGACAGCUGAUACCAGUCAGUCUGCACAUGUUUAUCCAGUAGCAAGUGAUGACAUGGCAUAGCCUAUGUGUACAGUAGUGUAUUGUUUCUCGCAUGCUACCGGGUCACGCGUAAUCUGCCAUUUGUU
Molecule: messenger RNA, 3981 nt
Organism: Sycon ciliatum
Lineage: Eukaryota; Metazoa; Porifera; Calcarea; Leucosolenida; Sycettidae
Exons: 18
Coding region: 360-3482 (1040 amino acids)
Source: RefSeq, a predicted model, not a curated record